GAUCGAGACAGCAUCUCAUCUCGCUGGGGGCUCGCGAACUGCACCGCGAUAGUAAAAAAAAGAAACCAAAACAAAACCUAAGUGACACACAGUGACAGUGAGUAAGCGCAUAGUGUGUGGGUGUGUUGUGUUUGUUGUGUUUGCGCUUCGGUGACAGUUUGACAGUUUAGCUCCAGCUGAUCGGAUGGAGAACCUUGGAUAUGCGGGCGGACAGGUGGAGCCGGGGGAGAAAGGCACACAGGCAGCUGAUAGUCGAUCGGUCGCAUCGCCGAUGAAUUCCAGCAUCACGCUGCAGACGAUCAGUGACGACACGAAAACCACGACCUCGACGCGUGAUAAAUGGGGCCGGGACAUUGAGUUUAUGCUGUCCUGCAUCGCGUACUCGGUCGGGUUCGGCAACAUCUGGAAGUUCCCGUACACGGCGCUGAAGCACGGCGGCGGUGCGUUCCUGCUGCCGUACCUGAUCGUGCUGUUCAUAGUGGGCCGACCGAUCUACUACCUGGAGAUGAUACUGGGCCAGUUCUCGAGCAGGGGGUGUGUGAAGCUGUACGAUCUGGCACCGGCUAUGCGAGGCAUUGGUGUGGCGCAAACGAUCGCAAUGUUCGUGGUGAUGACGUACUACGCGCCGGUGCUGGCCAUCACGUUCCGGUACUUUGUGGCAUCGUUCAGCAGCACCCUACCGUGGAGCGAGUGCAACCCUAGCUGGGCAAACUGUGUCAAUUCCUCGUUCGUGGGACGGCUGGAGCCCACCAACGGCACAGCCGUUGGACUGCAAUCAUCCGCCGAGCUGUACUUCCUCAAGGAAGUGAUCCACAAAGCACCCUCCCUUGAAGAUGGGCUCGGCAUGCCCGACUGGAAGCUGGCACUGUGCCUACUGUUCGCGUGGAUAGUCGUCGCCACCAUCCUGAUCCGGGGUGCGAAAAGUACCGGCAAAGCGUCCUACUUUCUGGCCAUCUUUCCGUACGUGAUCAUCAUCAUACUGCUACUGCAAACGCUCAUGCUCGACGGGGCGAUGCAAGGCAUCCUGUACUUCAUCACACCGCAGUGGGACAAGCUGCUCAGCAUCGAGGUUUGGUACGAAGCCGUUACGCAGUGCUUCUUUUCGCUCUCGGUCUGUUACGGUGGCAUCAUCGCGUACUCGUCCUUCAACAACUUCAGCAACAAUGUGCACCGUGACGCCGUCAUUAUUUCCUGGCUCGACACCUUCACCUCGAUCGUGGCCGGCUGCAUCGUGUUCGGGGUGAUCGGCAAUUUGGCGUACGUUAGUGGGCAGCCCGACAUCCAGAAGCUGGCGCGGGACGGUGCCGGCCUUACCUUCAUGACGUACCCGGACGCGAUCGCCAAGUUCCAGUUUUUGCCGCAGCUGUUUGCCGCCCUGUUCUUCCUGAUGCUGUUCAUCGUGGGCGUCGGCAGCAAUCUGGGCGUAACGACCAGCAUCAUUACGGCGAUCCGGGACCAGCGGCCCCAGCUGCGCCACUGGCAGGUGGUCCUGGGGACCGUCACCGUGGGGUACUUCUUCGGGCUGCUCUACCUAACGCCCGGUGGGUUCGAUUUCCUGGACGUGAUCGAUUACUACGGUGCCAAGUACGUGACGCUCACGUUUGCCGUGCUGGAGCUCGCUACCGUUGCGUGGAUAUACGGCGUGGAUCGGAUCUGUCGCGACAUCCGAUUUAUGUUGGGCAUCGAGACAUCGUUCUACUGGCGCGUCUGCUGGGGACUGAUUGCACCGGCCGCCACGCUGCUCAUUCUUAUCUUCAGCUUUGCCGACUUUGAGCUGCAAAAAGUCCCGAUGGGCUACAAUGUUUUAGGGCUGUUUAUCUACGCAAUUGCGGUGCUACAACUGCCUGGUUGGUACUGCUACGCGGUUUGGAGGCGGCGCAGCAAGCAGACGGAAUCAUUGCGCAAGGCGGCACACAAUGCGCUCAAGCCGAUGGAUAUUUGGGGACCGGAAAGUGAUACCGUGCGGUUGCAGUACCAGACCGAGGAGGAGCAAUACCAAAACAGCCAACCGCUCGAGCGCAGCACUAUGCAGCGAAUCAAGAAGCGAAUGUUUAACAUGGGAUGAACCAGAAAGUGAGACUGUGCCAGAAUUGGAAUCCUGGCGUGAAGUCUAGCGACAAGUGAUGAUGAUAGGCCCCUAUUAUUGAACUGCUCUCGAAACCCUCUAACGAGCGUUAUGUUUUCUCGACCGACGAAGCGUUAUCAAUAAGGUUAGCAGUUAGUAUCAACACUCUAGAAUUUGUUGUGUUCACACUUAAUGUAACGUGAGUAGCGCGUGAUAGAAAUAUUUUUUAUGUCCAGUUUCCUUAAAAUGUAAAUAAAUUGUUACCAAAGUUUUUACGAAACACAUGAA
Anopheles arabiensis is the source of this 2353-nucleotide messenger RNA. Its product is annotated as sodium-dependent nutrient amino acid transporter 1-like. Gene Ontology annotation, biological process: sodium ion transmembrane transport. Gene Ontology annotation, molecular function: L-amino acid transmembrane transporter activity. The transcript is spliced from 7 exons. Gene Ontology annotation, cellular component: membrane. The record is from RefSeq and is a predicted model, not a curated record. Bases 185 to 2065 code for a protein of 626 amino acids. Lineage: Eukaryota; Metazoa; Arthropoda; Insecta; Diptera; Culicidae.